AUGGAGCUCAUCCAGACUGGUACCCACUUCCUUCCUCAAAAGGAAAAGUGGCAAAGCCUCUACGAUCCGGCCGGGAAGUUUGAUUUGUCCUCGAUUCCGGAUGAAGUCCCUGUUCCUCGAGGGUUUAUCGAUCCUCAUCCAUUCUGCAACAUGCCUGUGUGCUGUGACCCCGUGUUUCAAAACCCGCCGCCUGGACUCGUCCUUCCGGCUGUUAAUCCGCACGUGGCCGCCAACCUCCAGUCGCAUGCUCCUGGUGCUCAUCCAGCUUCGGCCUCGUCCUCCGCCUCUGAUGCGUCGACCUAUCCUCCGCUCUCCGAGUUCCUUCACCUCGACCACCAAUCCGUCCAGGGCCUGCUCUCCAAGAAAAAUCCGCCGCCAGAAGCCACCUGCUUAUAUACCGAAGAAGAUGUGAUGCGUAUCUUUGAAGGUAUCGCCCCCGAGUUUGUUUGGUUGUGUGAUGAUUUCCCUCCUAACACCUUGAAUGAGUUUGACCGCCGUGUUAUGUUCUUUGAGAACAUGCAAUGGCACUUCAAAUGCAAGAAGUCCACCUACUUGUCGACCCGUAACUUCUGA
Puccinia graminis f. sp. tritici CRL 75-36-700-3 is the source of this 573-nucleotide messenger RNA. RefSeq lists its product as uncharacterized. NCBI's taxonomy places the organism in Eukaryota, Fungi, Basidiomycota, Pucciniomycetes, Pucciniales, Pucciniaceae. The transcript is spliced from 3 exons. The record is from RefSeq and is a predicted model, not a curated record. Bases 1 to 573 code for a protein of 190 amino acids.